AUGGAUCAUCUUCCCUCACGUUAUAAUCUAAGGCAACGAAAAAAGGUGGACUACAACGUGAAUGCUAUUCGAAAUGCGGGCUGGUUACCUUACUUUCUGGGAAUAUUCCUCGUACUAGGCCGGAGUAGUCCAACAGCAUUUGGAAAUGAUACAACUCGAGCAGUACGCUGUAUCCCAGGAGGAGUAGAGCUGUCUUCUAUGGAACAAGUACCGUAUGAAAUCUGCGCAGACAAUCACUGCCAGACGUAUCCUCAACCGAGACAAACCGAAAUAGUGAAAUUCCCAACACAAAUGAUCCUUCAUGAACAUCAAGUUCACUGGAAAUUCGGUGGUGUUUCACCAGGGACCAUAGAGACAGUUUGCCCCGCGGCGCCGUUCUGCGAACACCUCGACUGCACCUUGUGCUCCGCUGUAGUUUUCAACCCAGAAUGUUGGCCCGUGAGAGCGCUUAUUGCAACCACCCUUUUUAUAUAUUUCCUCAUCACAGGGUGUUACGUUUUCCUCUAUGUUCCACUCAUAAUAGGCACCCCAAUACGGAUUGCAGCAAAAUGUUUAUGGAAUUUCGUCCGCUACAUUUUGCGCGGUUUUUUCUCAAGAAUUUGGUUUCAUCGGAAAAAGCGUGCGAGAAUCUCAACCGACCUUGUGGAACUUCUAGCAGUGUCUCUAGUCAUUCUAUGGGCUCCCUACACGAAAGGUUGUCAGCAGGUAAACAUACUCUCCCACACCUCGACAAUCUGCACGAAGUCGGACCAGGGAAACGUUUGCCAAGUACACUUGUCCGAAAUUUUCAAAUUGAGCCCAUUUAAACAGGAAGCUUGUUUCAAACUGCUUCGCGGAGAGGUUCCUAUUCACGAGUUUCGCAGAAAAACGAGAUCGUAUGUUGCAUUUAUGAGACCAAAUGUUCCGACUACAUGGAAUUCUUUCGCGUUGUCUUUGAGCUCCGUAACAGUCCCCCCAUUGCCAACUCUUAGCACAUCAUUCAUUUCUGACGGCCGCGCUACGGCUUUGUGGAACGAUCGGAUGACACCUGCUUUGCGAUGUGACAACAUGUGGGACGCGGCGAGUCUUAGGUGUGAGGUAGCAGACAACUGUAACUGCUAUCCGGCUGAGAAUACGGCGAACUGUCAGUGCAACGAUGUAAACAUUUCAUCGUGGAUGCGCGAUAUAAGACACCGCCUUCCCAUUGUCUCACCGUCACUAACAUUCCAACGUAACAAAGAAGGACAAAUUCAAGCGAAUGUCCCAAGUAUGACAACGGCAGAAAUAGUUUUCACAAUGCGAGAUAAUUUAACAACGAAUGUAGCCUAUGGCCAUUUCAGAAUGAACCUGAACAUCACGGACAGCGAUCUGGGUUGCCUCAUCACGUAUUUGUCGGGAAACAAUCAAACUGCGAGUGGCUUUGAGAACGAUUUAUCGCUCACUCUCGAAGCACUACAUCGACAAGUUGACGUAGCAGCCACCCUCCGAGUCGACUGGAACCACUGCCGAGAGGACGAACAUUUUGUGCUCGGUGGAGCUGGCGAACAAGUUCUCCGCAUCCUUCGCUUACUUCGUGCAGCUGAACAAGUGUCAGAAAAAAAUUUCGAAACUCGCGACGAGGAUCAAGUAGUGAUAGGCAGACUGAAUUCUAUCCAUCGGCACGCGUGGCUUGAUCGAAGACACGCGUUUGAAGUGGAUUCAAGGAAAGUGCUGGAAUUUGCCCAUGAAGGAAUAAGGGCACUCAAUAAAUUCAGCGAUGAACUGGAGAAAGAGCUGAGGAGAGCAGAGAACCAGUACGACAAUGUGAGAGCUAUGGAGACCCAGCACACGUUCCAGAGGCACAAGCUUCUACAGGUGCUCAGGAACGACAUGGCUGCUGAGAUCAAAGAGUCAACAAAGGAGUUAGUGGGGCUCCAAGAAAAGAUGAAGAAACAAGAUGCAGAAAUGGUCCGCUUGAGACAGACGGUCCAAUCGAUGAAAGCACAUUCAGAAACAAUGGACCCGAGCGAGCUGGUCGUGACCGUGGACGCAUCGAAGAAAACAAAGAGGACCGUGAGAAGUGAGAGUGGACCUGUUAAUGAUGAAGAAUAUUUCGAGAGAAUGAUCAAUGAAGUACAAGAAGAGGGUGAAGAGCAAGCAAUGGAAAUCCAACCUGUCGAACAGGUUCCUAAACAAGUGGAGCAGCCCGACGAAAAGCAAAGAAUCCGUGAGGAAGAACCCACUGUAGAGCAACGUCGACGUCGCCGUCCAGAAUCACUCGAAGAUCGAAGACAAGUUUGCCGCCCCAGGCCAGCUGAAGAUCACCAACAAGAUCAUCGUCUAGUGGAUCACCAGCAAGUUCGUCGUCCGGUAAGGUCCCAAUCUCGUCGUCAAGUUCGUCAUCCUGUUAGAUUCGAAGAACGACAUCGAGUCAGACGUGCAGCUUCAUUCGAAGAGAGAAUCAACGAGUUAAGAUACCGAGCUCGUGAUUUGGAACAAGUUCUGCGAAAUUUCCCGUUCAGAAACAUUGGACAUAAAAAAGGGUACGACGGGACAUGUGCGUUCUGCGGCAGAUAUGGCGUACACUUUUCCGAUUCGUGCCCAGAGGUUGUCGAGGGUGAUCAAAGAUUGCAGAUCGUAGAUCGAAAAAAGUUGUGUCAUCAAUGUCUCGGAUCGUGCCUGCCUAGAAGGUGCAAGUACAACCCAAGAAGCUGCUGGUACUGUGACAGAAUUCGAGGAUCGUGUGUUGAGGAUUUGAUUCCGGAAGACGAAGGACAUCAUAAAGCAUUAUGCCCAGUUCCAGACCUACGUGCGGAGGUACGGGAUCGACUCAAUCGAAUGCAGGACGACAUCAGGGACGCUGAACGAAGGAGACAAAGGAGA
Messenger RNA from Ostertagia ostertagi, 2841 nucleotides. NCBI's taxonomy places the organism in Eukaryota, Metazoa, Nematoda, Chromadorea, Rhabditida, Trichostrongylidae. The record is from the annotation of a GenBank genome assembly.